Letharia columbiana is the source of this 837-nucleotide messenger RNA. RefSeq lists its product as uncharacterized. NCBI's taxonomy places the organism in Eukaryota, Fungi, Ascomycota, Lecanoromycetes, Lecanorales, Parmeliaceae. The record is from RefSeq and is a predicted model, not a curated record. The transcript has a single exon. The coding region runs from base 1 to 837 and encodes 278 amino acids.
AUGGGCCAGCCAGAAUCGCACCUGCGAGUUAUCGACGUUGAUAAGGCUCUGUGUCGAAAACUGCUCGAUACAGAACAGUCAAUCCCUAGAGACUCUAUGUUUGAAGAUGAUCUGUUUGAAUCGACCUGUGAAGAUAUAGCAAACCGGAAUGAGGCUAGAGUAAUUCAGGACAUUGGCCGUUUGAUCGUUCCUGCUCCAGAAGAAUUGGCUCGUCGUGGUGCUACACACCUCAAGCACUUGAUCCAAAAUGUCGAUGAAAGCUGGAUCAAAUCUAUCCCUCUUGUGAACGGUCCACGCCCGCAACCCGACUUCUCCGUGGGAUUCAAACCGUCCGCAUUUACCGCGGACCAACUCAAGAAGCUCAAUCCUUAUGUUGGCGACUGGCAGACUACAUCUCGCAUUGUGGCCACCGACGAGAUGUAUUUUCCGUUCCUCACUUCGGAGGUGAAAUGCGGCAACGAGGCUCUCAACAUCGCCGAUCGGCAAAACGCCCAUAGUGCCAGCGUUGCAGCGAACGCCGUGGUCGAGAUAUACAGAACGGUGUCGCGUCAAGACGAACUCCACGGAAAGAUUCUUACCUUCUCGGUCUCGCAUGACCAUCGGGCUGUAAGGAUCUAUGGUCAUUACGUCCUAAUUAACGGAAAAGAUACCUCCUUCUACCGCCAUUUAAUCCGAGAAUUCAGUAUUACUGACCAAGACGGCAAAGAGAAGUGGACUACCUACACGUUCACACUGAACGUUUACGACGAAUUUCGUGGAAUCCACCACGAUAGAAUUACUUCCGCAGCUGAUCAGCUUCCCGACCCAGAAGUCUUCCUCGUUGAGCCCUUCUCCUAA